AAGUUAGCAUACGAUUACCGCAUGAUUCGGUUACGGAAUCCACCGAGACACUUUUUGCAGUGAGUCAGAAUGAGCCAAAAACCUUUCCCUCUUCGUCUUCACUUUUUCCCUCCACACUUCAUUUCACUCUUCUAAUUCAUUCAUUCUUCUUUCAAAACCUAAUUUCCUACACAUUCUUCAAUUCAACAACGAACCUCAAGAAUAGGCUGGAGAUGUUCUGAGCUUUCUCAUGGAAACGAAAGAACAACGUGUGGUUGCACCUAAAAAGCCAACCCUUACACCUAAGGCUAUAAUACAUCAAAAGUUUGGCAAAAAUGCUUACUACGUGGUUGAGGAAGUGAAACAGGUCUGUCAAACUGGAUGUCCAGGGUUAAGCAUUCCUCAGACUGGACCCUGUCUUUACCGCUGCACAUUGCAGCUUCCAGAACUUACAGUUGUGUCGGAGACCUUUAAGAAAAAGAAGGAUGCAGAGCAAUCUGCAGCAGAGAUGGCUAUAGAGAAGCUUGGUAUCAUUCCAGAGACCACCGAUCUUACUCCUCAGGAAGCACAGGAAAGUUUAGUUGCUCGAAUCGCCUAUCUGUUUUCAGAAAAGUUUCUUAUAUCUGACCAUCCACUCAGCGGUCACAUUCGAGCUACUUUGAGGAGGAAAGGCGAUCAUUGUGGAUCAAUUCCUAUUUCUGUCAUUUCUGUCUGUGAUCCAAAGAUUUUUAGUUUGUGUAAGUGUAUUAAUCCUGAGGUGGAGUCAAAUCCAUUUUUGGUCCUUCCAUAUGUAGUAAGGGCCACUACAAUGUUACAUGAGUUUCUUGCUAUCUCUGAACAACAUAGCUGGAUUAGAAAGCUGAAUCCAUAUCCACAAGAUAUUAUUGAGUCAUUAAUGGAAGAAGGUGGUUCACAAGAAUGCAUUCGGGUUGAGGCUAUACGCAUUCCUAGUUCAAUGGAAAAACAUGUUGAAGCUGUGACUCUCUGUAUGUCUUUAAGAGAGUACUACCUUGAUAUCAUUGCAAAUGAACUUGGUUUAGAAGAUGAUGCCAAUGUUCUGAUUUCAAGGAAUAUAGGUAAGGCUUCUUCCGAGACGAGACUGUUCUUUGCUGCUCCACAGUCAUAUCUACUGGAUCAGUCUUUUAUAUCGGGAAAUGGAAAAGAAACCGUUCAUUUUGAGGGAUCUCUAAAUGUAAGGGCAAGAUACUUGUCUGGGCAAGAUAUAGUUGGUGAUGCAAUAUUAGCAUGCAUCGGAUACACACGGAAAUCUAGAGAUCUUUUCUAUGAGGAUGUAACGGUUCGGUUAUAUUUCAGGAUGCUUCUAGGGAAAACUCCAGGGGGAAUUUACAAAUUAUCCAGAGAGGCACUACUCACAGCUGAGUUGCCUUCAAGAUUUACGACAAGAGUUAACUGGAGGGGUUCCCUUCCCAGGGAUAUACUUUGUAUGUUUUGUCGCCAGCAUCGCCUGUCUGAACCUCUCUUUUCCAUUAUAAGUCAUCCUCUCAAAAUACCAACUGAAUCAUCAGAAUCAUGUUUUAAGGCUGCAGACUCGGGAAAUGAUAUGAUUGAAUGUGCCAAUGGGGCCUCUGUAAAUGGAAGUCCAAAUCUAUCAGAUUCAGAGAUGUUUAAAUGUGAAAUGAAGUUGCUUUCUAAGUGCGGGGAUGUAAUACUUUUGUGUUCCCCCAAGGAUUGCUAUAAGAAGCAGAAUGAUGCUAUUCAGAAUGCCUCAUUGAAACUUCUAUCAUGGCUGAACAAGUAUUUUAAUAGUGUAACUACUCCUUUUGACCAGCUUUAUGAGACUGCAGGCAACUUCAGUAUCCACAUUUCUUCCAAAAAUCUUUUCAGAGAGAUUUUAGCUGGUCAAUCCAUUCAGAAUUGCCAGAUUUAUGCAAUGCAGUGUAAUAAAUCACUUGAGCCAAUGUGUGAAAAUUCAUCACUAGACAUGUUAGUAAAUGGGGUUUACAACUUAAAGAUUGAAGGUCCAGACUCUGGUAUCUGUCCAGCCAAUGGAUCUUUACCUUGUAUUAGUUAUUCAGUAUCUUUGGUUGUGGAGAAUGAAAAUAUGAAAGAAGUUAUUGAAGUUUGUAAUGAGUUUGAGUUUGAGAUCGGGGUUGGUGCUGUGAUUUCCUACGUUGAGGAGGUUGUGAUGCAGAUGUCUGUUGGCCAGGACGCUUAUUUCAACACGAACUUGCUCACUUCUGAUUUGAUUUUUGCUUCCGCUGGUGAUUCAGCCAAAAUUUUGUCCUUGUUAUCUUCUAAGGCCUGCUGUGUGGAGUAUGAAAUAAGUUUGACCAAAGUUGCAGAACCUCCAGAGGAAAGAAUGGAGCAGGCUCUUUUUAGCCCUCCACUUUCAAAGCAACGAGUGGAAUUUGCGGUGCAACACAUUUUAGAAUCCCGUGCUACUAAUUUGCUUGAUUUUGGAUGUGGAUCUGGAAGCUUGUUGGAAUCAUUGCUAAAUUACUCAACUUCUCUGGAGAAAAUUGCUGGUGUUGAUAUUUCUCAGAAGGGUCUUACACGUGCUGCAAAGGUGCUAAAUUUAAAAUUAGAUGCCGGUGUGACAAGUAAACACACAAAGUCACUUAUUCUUUAUGAAGGUUCAAUUACAAAUUUUGAUUCCAGGUUGCAUGGGUUUGAUAUUGGUACUUGUUUAGAGGUGAUUGAACAUAUGGAAGAAGAUCAAGCUCGUCUCUUUGGGGAUGUGGCAUUAAGUGUUUUUUGCCCGAAGAUUCUCAUUGUUUCUACACCAAAUUUUGAAUACAAUGUAGUGCUACAGAAGUCAAGUCCUCCUACCCAAGACCAAGAAGAAUCAGAUGAUCAAAACCUCUUACAGUCAUGCAAGUUUCGCAAUAAUGACCACAAAUUUGAGUGGACCAGAGAACAGUUCAUACAGUGGGCAUCUGAGUUGGCUGCACGACACAAUUACAGUGUGGAGUUCAGUGGGGUUGGUGGUUCUGCUGAUGUCGAACCAGGUUUUGCUUCACAGAUUGCUGUGUUUAAAAGGGAAUGGAGUCAUGAAGAUAAUGUCAAGAAGGAUACUGAUAUAGACAACCAUUAUAAUGUAAUAUGGGAGUGGAAUAGCAACAAAUAACUUUCUUUUUUUUUCCUUUAGGAAGCUUAUGGGACAUGUACAGUUCUGACUUCUGAUUGCUGGGCUUGCAAGAAUACAAGCAAAAUAGAAUGGAUGCUAGGAGUUAAGGGAAGUAAGUAUUGAUAGGUUUAGUUUAAGUAAAGGCAUGGAUUUGAUUAGAUCAUGUUUUGUGACUUUUGAUCUGUGACCAUUCAUAGAGUCUGAAAUUGAUUGCUAGGACAAAUGUAAUGAGAUAUUUUAAGGUGCUGGAUGCUAAAAAUGUUAGGGUCUUCCUUUGGGGUCCCAUGAAGUUUAGUUUAUAGUUGAUGACCCUAAAA
Trifolium pratense (red clover) is the source of this 3384-nucleotide messenger RNA. RefSeq names its product small RNA 2'-O-methyltransferase-like. Bases 230 to 3067 code for a protein of 945 amino acids. Gene Ontology annotation, molecular function: S-adenosylmethionine-dependent methyltransferase activity; O-methyltransferase activity; RNA methyltransferase activity. Gene Ontology annotation, biological process: piRNA processing; siRNA processing; RNA methylation. The transcript is spliced from 10 exons. The record is from RefSeq and is a predicted model, not a curated record. Gene Ontology annotation, cellular component: nucleus; cytoplasm. Lineage: Eukaryota; Viridiplantae; Streptophyta; Magnoliopsida; Fabales; Fabaceae.